AUGGGUAUCACAGUGCCCUUCCCGACAGGGGUGAGAAAGUGGGCGCUGGAGCUUUCAGACUUAGUUCGGGCCAAGCUGGAUCCAUCACGCGUCCCUGGCACAAAGUUCAGCGAGACGAAGCUACAGAAGUGGAUCAUGUUCUUCAAGAACACAAUGAAGGGCUCUUCGGAGGUGAUCGUGUCGAGUGAGAAGUUCGCCCUAUUCAACGAGACGGACUGGGGCUAUUUGCUGUCUUUGCUGCAUCCUGGCGUUGACAAAGCUUGCAUCUCCGUCGUGGUUGCUCACAGGGACCCGGAGGCCUGGAUAACAUCCCGUUGGCUUCAGCAGAACAAGCACAAGACGAAUCCACAAAGCUGGGCGUCGAAGCUUACAGAAAUCCUGAGCAGUCGAGUUCCCAACAGUUUUGGAUUUGCUGGAGAGCAGUUGUACAUUCUCGACGUUUUGAACGCCGUGUUCCCUGGAGCUCUGGAUGCCGUGUCCUAUGACUACUUGCGUGAAGCCAACUGUAGCCUGGCGGCUUUCGUCAUUUGCAACAGCACUCUGCGAAGGAAAGGCCCAGCUUGGAGGGAGUGCAAAAAAGCAAUCGAAGCUAGGUCAGUGAAAGAGGAGCUUCUUGACUCCUCGACUGUUGGCAGCCUUUCUGUA
Molecule: messenger RNA, 645 nt
Organism: Symbiodinium necroappetens
Lineage: Eukaryota; Dinophyceae; Suessiales; Symbiodiniaceae
Source: the annotation of a GenBank genome assembly